Brenthis ino (lesser marbled fritillary) is the source of this 4521-nucleotide messenger RNA. Lineage: Eukaryota; Metazoa; Arthropoda; Insecta; Lepidoptera; Nymphalidae. The record is from the annotation of a GenBank genome assembly.
AUGUCUUACAAUUCUACACUUGAUGAUUUCUGUGGCUCUAAAUUUUGGGAUAGCAACUUAACUUGGUACACCGAAAAUCCUGAAUUCACACCAUGCCUUGAAAAAACUGUUUUAGUAUGGAUACCUUGUUUAUAUCUAUGGGUGGCAGCUCUACUAGACCUAUUUUAUAUUUUGAAUAGUAAAGAGAGAAAUAUACCAUGGAAUUUAUUAAACAUAAGCAAAUUAGUGAUAACAUGCCUUCUAAUAGUGUUAAAGUUUGUGGAUUUGGGUGUGACUGUCCACAAAUCAUCAAAAGAAGAUGAAGAUGUGUUCAAUGCAGAUUAUUACAGUCCUAUUGUGAAGAUUCUUACAUUUAUUUUAUCCGCAUUAUUAUUAUAUUACAAUAGAAAGUUUGGUAUGAGAGCUUCAGGAGUGCUGUUCUUCUUCUGGGUACUUUUAAUAUUAGCGGGUAUACCUCAGCUUAGAUCUGAAGUAUUGAUGCAUUAUAGGAAAACAGAGGACGAGAAUGUACAAUAUAACUUUGUUAGCUACAUGAUAUACUUUCCACUAAUAGUAUUGAUGUUUAUAUUGAAUUGCUUUGCGGAUUUACCGCCUAGAGAUACGCCAUAUAAAUUCGAAAAGAAUCAAUGUCCAGAAAGUGCCUCAGGUUUCCCCAGCCGACUAACGUUUAGUUGGUUUGAUCCCUUAGCCCUUACUGGGUUCAAAAGAAGUUUAACCGAAACAGAUCUCUGGCCUUUAAAUCCAAAAGAUUCAUCGAAGGAAGUAGUGCCGCGGUUUGAUAAAUUUUGGCAGAGAACAUUAAAGAAAAGAGAAAAUGCUGGCGGACCAAGAGCGACAUACAGCAAGACAUCGGCGAGUGUGAACUUUAAGCCUGAUAAAGAAAGAAAGCCGGCGUCGAUUUUGCCUGCUCUAUGUUUAGCUUUUGGAGGGCAAUUCCUCUUCGGAGCAUUACUCAAAUUUUUUAACGACGCACUCAUGUUCCUAUCACCACAGCUACUCAAAUUACUAAUAGGAUUCGUUGAAAGUAAAGAACCUUUAUGGAAGGGUUAUGUAUACGCAGUCGGGCUUUUAGCAUGUGCGACGGCACAGACAAUGUUACUGAGUCACUACUUCAUGAACAUGUCGCUUGUUGGGCUGAGGAUAAGGACAGCCCUCACUAGUGCUAUUUACAGGAAGUCCCUACGUAUAUCUAAUGCUGCAAGAAAGGAAUCGACCGUUGGAGAAAUCGUUAACCUCAUGUCUGUUGAUGCUCAAAGAUUUGUGGAAUUAACAGCAUACUUAAAUAUGAUAUGGUCGGCGCCUCUUCAAAUCACCUUGGCUUUAUAUUUCCUGUGGGGCAUUCUCGGCCCCUCAGUGCUAGCAGGGUUAGCUGUGAUGAUAGUACUGAUCCCAGUGAACGGACUAAUAGCGAACAGGGUUAAGACAUUACAGAUAAGGCAAAUGAAGUACAAAGAUGAACGUGUCAAACUCAUGAACGAGGUUCUCAACGGAAUCAAGGUUUUGAAAAUGUAUGCUUGGGAGCCAAGUUUUGAGGCCCAAAUACUUAAAAUUAGAAAUGAAGAGAUGAAAGUUCUAAAACAAACCGCCUAUCUUAACUCUGCUACGUCUUUUAUCUGGUCUUGUGCUCCUUUCUUGGUGUCGCUGAUGUCAUUUGGGUGCUUUGUCCUAGUGAACGAUACGGAAGUACUGGAUGCUAAACGCGCUUUCGUAGCGUUGUCUCUUUUCAACAUACUACGUUUCCCACUAUCAAUGCUGCCUAAUGUUAUUUCAAAUGUAGUACAAACCUCUGUGGGUAUAAAAAGAUUGAAUAAAUUCAUGAAUGCUGAAGAAUUAAACGAGAGUUCUAUAGAACACGACCCGAAAGAGCCAAAUCCACUGGUAAUUGAGAAUGGUCACUUUUCAUGGGGCGAUGAAUCGGAGCCGAUAUUGAAAAAUAUAAAUGUUCAAAUCCCGCGGGGCAGUUUAAUCGCCGUCGUAGGCGCCGUGGGUGCGGGAAAAUCCUCCUUCCUGUCGGCUCUUUUGGGAGAAAUGAACAAAAUUUCAGGGCGUGUCAAUACUACUGGUAGUGUAGCUUAUGUACCGCAACAAGCGUGGAUUCAAAACGCUACUUUACAAGAUAACAUUUUGUUCGGCAAUCCUUUGGAGAAGAGCAAAUAUAAUAACGUGAUCAAUGUGUGCGCUCUAAAGCCGGACUUCGAUGUUUUACCCGGUGGAGAUCAGACUGAGAUUGGAGAGAAAGGUAUUAACUUGUCGGGAGGGCAAAAGCAACGGGUGUCGCUCGCGCGCGCCGUCUACUGUGAUUCGGACAGCUACUUUCUAGACGACCCCCUCAGUGCCGUCGACUCUCAUGUCGGCAAACACAUUUUCGAAAAGGUAAUAGGUCCAAGCGGUCUAUUGAAAAACAAAACUCGCGUAUGGGUCACCCACAACGUGUCGUACCUGGCCCAAACCGACCACAUCCUCGUGCUGAGGGACGGCGAGGUGUCGGAGGAAGGCACGUACCAGCAGCUGUUGGAGAAGAAGGGAGCCUUCGCUGAGUUCUUGUUGCAUCACUUGAGUGAUGCGGAACGCACUUCUCCUGAAGAACUAGAUGAAAUUAAGCAAGAUUUGGAAAUCAAAUUGGGUACCGAGUUCCAAAACAAACUGCAGAGAGCUCGUUCACUGUCUGAGAGCACGUCUGAGUCGGAACAACCUGCAGCGGCUGGCGAUCGAAGUGGCAGCGUGAAGAGACGCACUCCCGAAAAGGACAAACUCAUAGAAGUCGAGAAGACUGAGACUGGCAGCGUGAAGUGGAGCGUGUACAAGCACUACCUGACGAGCGUGGGCGUGACGGCGUCGGCCGUCACCGUGCUCAUGAACCUCGUGCUGCAGCUGUUCCAGGUCGGCUCCAACUACUGGCUCGCCGAGUGGUCCAACGACGAGCACAUGUUAGUUAACGGUACUGUGGACAAGAGCAGGAGGGACCUUUAUCUGGGAGUGUACGGUGGCCUCGGCGUUGGACAAGUGGUGUCGGUGUCGGUGUCGUCGCUGGCGCUGUACCUGGGCUCGCUGGCGGCGGCGCGCGCGCUGCACGCGGGGCUGCUGGCCGGCGUGCUGCGUGCGCCCAGCAUCGGCUUCUUCGACUGCACGCCCGUGGGCCGCGUGCUCAACCGCUUCAGCAAGGACGUGGACGUGCUCGACAACGUGCUGCCCAUGACGCUGCGCGGGUGGACCUCGUGCUUCUUUUCGGUUCUCGGUACUUUAUUCGUGAUAAGUUUCUCGACACCGAUAUUUUUGGCUGUAAUAUUGCCAAUCGGCGUCAUAUACUACAUCAUACAGCGCUUCUACGUUGCUUCUUCGCGUCAGCUUAAACGACUCGAGUCAGUGUCGAGGUCUCCAAUAUACUCGCACUUUGGAGAAAGUAUCACUGGAGCCACUACGAUCCGGGCCUAUGGCGUCGCACAGAGAUUCAUAGAGGAGUCCGAGCGCGGAGUGGACCACAACCAGGCGUGCUACUACCCCAGCUGCGUGGCCAACCGCUGGCUGGCCAUCCGCCUGGAGAUGAUCGGCAACCUCAUCAUCUUCUUCGCGGCGCUGUUCGCCGUGCUCGGCCGCGACACCAUCAACGCCGGCCUCGUGGGCCUCUCCGUCAGCUACGCGCUGCAGGUCACGCAAACAUUAAAUUGGCUCGUGCGAAUGACGUCGGAAGUGGAAACCAAUAUCGUAGCCGUUGAAAGGAUAAAGGAAUAUGCUGAAGCUAAACAGGAGGCGGCGUGGACGGUGGGCGCGGGGCCGGGCGCCACGUGGCCGGAGACGGGCGCGCUGCAGCUGGAGCGCCUGUCGCUGGGCUACGGCGCGCGCGAGCCUGCGCUGCGCGACCUCACGUGCGCCGUGGCGCCGCGCGACAAGCUCGGCAUCGUGGGCCGCACCGGCGCCGGCAAGUCCACGCUCACGCUCGGACUCUUCAGGAUAGUAGAAGCGAUGAGCGGCAAGAUCCUGAUCGACGGCAUCGACAUCUCCACGAUCGGGCUGCACCAGCUACGCUCGCGCAUCACCAUCAUCCCGCAGGACCCGGUGCUGUUCUCGGGCUCGCUGCGCAUGAACCUCGACCCUUUCGGUGUGUACUCGGACGAGGACAUCUGGCGGUCGCUCGAGCUGGCGCACUUGAAGUCCUUCGUGCAAGGUCUGCAAGCCGGGCUGCUGCACGAGAUCUCCGAGGGCGGCGAGAACCUGUCCGUGGGACAACGCCAGCUGGUGUGCCUGGCGCGCGCGCUGCUGCGCAAGACGCCGCUGCUGGUGCUGGACGAGGCCACCGCCGCCGUCGACCUCGAGACCGAUGAGCUCAUACAGAAAACGAUAAGAACAGAGUUCGCAUCAUGCACAGUGCUCACGAUCGCGCACCGACUGAACACUAUCAUGGACUCCACCAAGGUGAUGGUGCUGGACAAGGGGCAGCUGGUGGAGUACGCGCCGCCCGAGCAGCUGCUGCAGGACAAAAACUCCAUCUUUUACGGCAUGGCCAAGGACGCCGGGCUUGUCAAU